UGGAUCCAAACAACCACUUGACAUCCUUUAACCUCAGUAUUUUAAGUGGAGAUCCAGCUACAAUGGAGAUUGGAAAGUUUAUUGAUUACAAACUAGAAAUUGUGGUACCUCAGACUUCUAUGUUGGACCUUAUUGUAGAGAUCUUCACCAAAGAAGUGGCUGAUUCAUCAUAUACACCUGGUCUAGCCUUGUACAAUGUUGUUGUAGGUUCAAAACCAGAUGGUGUGGAUUACAGUUUGAUAUUACCUGAAAUCACUCCCAUUGUUAGUGAUGAUAUUCCUAAUGUGAAUGAUCGGGCCAUAAUAGACUUUGGAAUAGUUUCAAAUAGUGGAGCAGAAAAGAUAAUAGUUAUCACGUUUUCUGUGACCAUGGUUAGAAAUAGCAUUGUUGACCAGAAGAAAUACUAUGUGACUGCUGGUGCUGAAUAUGACAAUGAAAAUUAUGUGUGGGUUGGACAGUCUGAAGUAACAGCUAAUGAUAUUGCACCAGGAGAAGAUACACGAGAAGCAGAGGUGGAUAUCAGUGGACCUGACUCUGUUGCUCUCGACAGUGCUGGUAUUUUCACCGUAGAUGCUUAUCUGUCAUUUCGGUCUGAUCCUGUUUCUUUUGAAGUUCUAGGCCCUACAGAUGAAGAAGAUGUCGUAUCAGUAGGAAACUUGGGAAUUAUAGAUUUUGGAAGUCGAUUUGACUCUAUGCCACAAGAUUUUUAUCAUUAUAAGAUGCAACGCACAGAUUCUGAAAGUGGAGAUUCUUAUGUGUCAGCCGCAGUUGAUAUGGGCUUGGUAACAAACAGUGAUUCUUUUGGAAAUCCUGUAAGAGAUCCAAAGAACUUGAUUCAAGCAACUUUUGCCAUUUAUGCAUUAAAUAAUGCAACAUUUGUUGGAAAGGAAUUGACUUUAACAGCUGGUAUCAGUAUUGGAGGUUUAAAAAUAUGGGUGGCUUUGAUUAACAUAACACUAACUGCUCGAGUGGAUGGAGAACAAAUUGCAGAUUCCCUUGGAUCGUUAGCCUAUGCUGAUUCUGAAGAAGCAUCUCCAGGUGGUCUCGUCAUGUACAAUAUUGAAACAAACAUGACAAGUAAUUCUUUUUCCAACUACAGAGUUUUAGUAGAUGUUCCUAUCUCUGGUGGUCUUCCUCAGCUAGAGCCAUGCAGUGGUAAACUACUAAAGGAGAAAGCAGGAUUCAAUAUUCCAUAUGUUAAUAACACCCCUAUUGAACCCGUGUUUGAUAAUACAAAAUACAUAUUUGACUUUGGGCGAAUAUAUACUUCAAAACAGCGUUACCCUCAUAAGCUUCAGGACAACAUAGUUGUGGUGGAAAUUGUUUUGAGAGUUGCUUCCCAUGAUGCCAAUACAAAUGGUACAGAACUUGCUUUCGAAAUGGAAGUGGAUCAUACUGGAACACCCUCUGCAAUUAUAGUAGCACCAUUAACAGUGACUAUACCAUCAUACCUUCCUGUACCCAACAUAAGCUUGGAAAGUGCUGUGGAAUGGAGUGAUUUUUAUGUUGGAGGUGCUAUUGCUCUUGACGUGGUCAUCAACAUGCCUCCAGGUGUUGGUUAUGGGGAUGUUAUUUUUGAAGCUGUGGGUGAAAAUGAUACAAGCCUUCCAAACAUACAUAUUUGCAGUGCUGAGUUGACUCACAUUGGGAGUAGCCUUCCUUGUACAUUAGUAUACAAGGAUCUGAUUAAUCAGAAUCAAACCAUAUAUGAUAUUAUUAAUCCAGAUGGCGAUUCUACAAAGUCUGAUUUUGUUCAAAUGAAGCUAGGAGAUGUGAGUGCUCUUUCUACACAACAAAACAAUGUUACCGAAUCUCAACUUUACAUUAAUUUGGUGUUUGCUCUUUUGGAGACGGAUGGUGUUACAAUAACAAGCGGUGACCUCUAUUCUCUGGGUACCGGCUUGUCAUUAGGAAGUACUACUAUAUGGGCAGGAGAAGCAAAUUUUACAAUGGAAACUGCACCUCCUCCCACCUUAACAACUGAUAAACAACCCACUGUUUACAUUAGAAAAACAGAUGACACCCCUUUAGUUCCAGGUUUCAUGGGAGAAUUUGAAAUUAUCUUAAAAACAGCACCAAAGUCAAUAAGCCCAUACACAAUUGAAUUGACAACAGAUGACACUGAAAUUAGUGUUUGUGGCAUGUCAAUUAAAUCCUCAGGAAAAAGUAUGCCAUGUUUCAAUCCUUUAGUUGAACCUGUAUUUACAAGUCACCUUAACCCUUUUGAUGGAAAUAAGAAGGGUGUGUUGGACUUCAAAAUGAUUACAAAUGUUGGUUCAAUCAAUUCAACUGAAACUGCAGAACCUGAUGAUAAUACAGUUGUUAUAACAGCUUUUAUCCGGGUAAGCCCAGCAGCUACUGCAGACAAAAACAUGACAUGGAUUGUGACAUACGGGGCUUCUUCUCAGUCUGGCACACUAACCAUUCCAGUGAUGGUGGGUGGAGCCUUAUCUCCUUCUGACAUUCAUGUCCUUUCUCCAAAAUCCCUUGAGUUCAGCCUCAAAAAUCCAAACAUGACAGGUGCAGGGCUAGGAGCACCUUUUGUUGUCAACGUGGAGUUUGAACUUCAGCCAAAUGCGAUUGCACCUGUAAUUGUGAAUGUGCUAAACCCUGAUGCUGAUUCUGGAAAAUAUCCCUAUGAUAUCUGUGUUGCUGGGAUUACCAAGCGUGGCAAGAACUAUCCGUGCUUUUCACCUGUACAGUUGACCUCUAACAUCUCUAUUAGCAAUCCUGGUGCUACAAUCCAAGAAGAUACUGGGAUCUUUGAUUUAGGAAUAGUGUGCCAUACGCUUAUUGAUAAAGAAAAUGAAGAAGAAAACAAAGUCCAGUUAAGUGUAGCUGUUAAACCUGUUGAUGAUGGCUCACUUUUGGAUGGUGAAGAAUUUAGCAUUUCAGCCAUUGCCAACGUGGGGAAUAGGAGUAUUUUGGUUUCAAUUGUAAAUUUAACAGCAUCUGCUGUGUUUCAAGAAAUAUAUACUUCUGAAAAUGCAACCUUGAAACGAAUCAAUGAUACAGCCAUUCCACUUGCUGUGAGAAACAGAACAUGGGUACAGUUUAACAUCACUAUACCACCAGAGUCAUUGAUUAAAGUGUCAGUGGAAGCCACAGGGGCUAUUGCAGAUGACAGGGCAAUUAUCACAGUUCAUGAUCUAAGACUGGUAUCGGGUGGAAUAAACAUUCCGUGUCCCUUUCCAAAAGUUGAACCUGAUAUCAUGAAGUCCACUCGUGUAAACACAACACAGACAGACACAAUUAAAGUUCACCUAGGAUAUUUUUCCAAUGUUGCUUUCACUCACAGCUUGAACAUAUCUCAAGAAGGAGAUGAUGAUAUCACUGUUGAAGUAGAGAUUGAAAUGGCUGAUCACCCAUUAGCAGAACAUGCAUCUCAACACUCAGUAUCCCUUGGUGUAGAGGCUGGGGCUGCCUUUUUGCUUAUUGAACAGCCUAUUGAAGUUGUACGAGAUGGGACAGAAGUGGCUGACAUUGAGACAUCAGUAAUAGUUGACAAUUCUAAAAUUUACCAAAGAGGUGACAUCAUUCCAAUCAGUAUGUCAAUAGCUCACACCAAUCUCUCACGAGCAGAACCAUCUUCCGUUACUCUCCGCCUGUACUUGCCACCCUAUAUAUCAUUUUAUGAAAUGACCUAUGUGAACAUUUCCCAGAAUCAAAUCCCAGACUUUAAGAAUGACUCUGGAGGCCUUGACAUUAUUUUCCCGUUUCUUGUGUUCUCUGAUGAAGUAAUGCUGAACUUCACAUUGAUAGCAGAUCCUGAAAACAAACGAGGAUUUGGGAAAGGGGAAAUAAAUGCAACUACGCCUUAUCGUCUUCUGUGUAAACCUACUUAUAGAGCCACUCCUGUUGCAAACCCUGACACACCCGAUACGUUACUGAGUUGUAGUAUAAUGAAUCAUGUUGCUUAUGAAGUAAACAGUGAAGAAUGCUAUGAUCCUCUUGGGAUGGAGAGUGGGGAAAUAAAAGAUUGUCAGAUAACAGCAUCCUCAGCCAAAGAUCCAUCAUUUGCACCCUAUAAAGCUAGAAAAGGUGGUGCUUCAGGAGUGGUGUGGGCACCUUCAAUUCAACAAGGAUCAUAUGUACCAUAUCUUCAAGUUGAUUUUCAGCAACUUACACGUGUAACUAGGAUUCUUGUGGUAAAGGAUGCUUCCACUCGCUAUGUCACUCAGUUUAGGUUGAUGUAUGGCAAUACUGGCAGUGACUGGCUAUAUGCAAAUGAGAAAACUCCAUUAACUUAUAUUGGAGAUGAGGCCGUUAGUGAUCUUGUCAAGCCCAUCCAGGCUCGAUACAUUCGUCUUACUGUGGAAGAGGCAAACACAGAUGUGUCAGAUACAUACGUUGGAUUACGAGUGGAGUUUUACGGAUGUCCUGUAGGACCUGAUGUGAAUAUGACCUGUUCACCAGACCCAACAGUGUAUGCUAGUGAUACAACUCGAGUGGGCCGACAUUUUGCUGUAGACACAGUUAAUGAUAUUGUCUACUUUUGUGAUGCAGUGGAUAGUCCAAGCAUACUUCAGUGUUUUUCAUCAGCUGAUGGUGGAACUACAUGGAAAGCUCUUAGUAGAAAUAUAGCAGAAUUUUUAGGCUAUGACACUUCCUCAGAGCUAAUGUAUGCCAGAGAUCCAAGCAAAAGAGCUUAUGUAGCAUCAAAGGAUGGAAUCAAUUGGCAAGCUGUGACUGAAGCAAAAUUUAAUGAAGUAGCAGCAGAAACCACUUACCAAGAUCGUGUCAAUGCUCCUGCAUACAGUCGCCCAGAUUUAGAAAGUUUUAACCUUCAACAAGGGAACUGGAAAGCAACCUUUGAUGGUCUUUUAUACAAUGGAGAUACUACACCUAAAGCAAAAUGGAGCAAGUGCUGUACUAUGACCUAGUGUUUCAUGGUAAUAAGAACAGGCACAAAAAUGAUGUUUUUUUCUUGCUGUGUGAUUUUUGUUUCUGGAAAAGUUCACCAGUGAGUUAGGUGUGUCAGAUAUUUCAGUCACAAUUCAUUAGAGCACAUUUUUUAUUACUGAAUCGGAAUUAAAAAAACGUGGUUCAGAAACUGUGAGCUUCGUGAGGUUUCAGGUAGAUACUUUGUCAUAAUAUGUAGUUGUUACUAUGUGAAUUAAACCAGUGAAGAUUGGGUCAAAAAAUUUACCUUUAUAAAGCUUAUCAAGAAAGUGAAUCUUCUUGUUUUUAAAUCGUAUGGAACUUAACAGAAGUAGGACAAAAUAAGAAACAUUAAAGACAACUUAUCUGGCACUACCUUCUACAUGUAAAAACAUUUGUUUCUCUUUUGUUCUUUUGCAGAGGGUGUAAAUAAAUAAUACUUCUGUUAACAUUUGGUUUAAAGUAAUACUUAUUAUUUAUGGAUAAACUGCUUAGGAGUAGUUUAUUUAAAAGAUGGAGUUAUAUUACACCAACUUUAUUUUUUCUGUUUGAAGGCAAAAUGGAAUGUUUGGCAAACUGUUUAAUUACUAGCCUAUUCUUAAGCAAAUUGCCUGUUAAAGAUAACACUAUUCUUGUUCUAGAAGUGUAUUAUAAAUUCCUUGAAAUGUUAUUUAUGGUUAUCAAAACGAACUGUCAUUUAGGAAAUGCUCUAUUAUUUAGUUAUUUUGAUUUUGAGCUUCUGAGAAUUUUGUUCUCAAUGCUUAGUAAAUAAAAUUUGAAUAUAAGAAAAUAACAGUUUUGUUAUCACUUUUUCAAAAUACAUGAACCUACUUAACACACAUAAAAUCAAAAUUAUCAAUAUGUAUGAAUAAUUGUUAAAGAAUUAAGCAAGAAAUGUUGAGAAAUAUUUGCGUGUUAAUAACAAAGAAUGGAACAGAAAAAAUUACUUUGUUUUACUUAAAUUAAAUAAAUAAAAAUAUUUAUUACUUUGCAAUUUAAGAUAUUUUUUGUUCUAAAUGU
Molecule: messenger RNA, 5901 nt
Organism: Limulus polyphemus (Atlantic horseshoe crab)
Lineage: Eukaryota; Metazoa; Arthropoda; Merostomata; Xiphosura; Limulidae
Exons: 26
Coding region: 63-4883 (1606 amino acids)
Source: RefSeq, a predicted model, not a curated record